UACAAUUUAGAUAACUGCGAUACCAUUGCCUUUUCCUCGCGCUGGCACGAUACAGCUCCGUUCCGUUAUGUCUGUCGCAGCACCCAAUAACGUGCUUAAUAUGUAUUAUGCCGUAGGCGUGCGGAUAAUCUAAUAACGUCGCAAAACCUCGUAGAAGUGCCGAAAACCGUCGCCGCACGUGUCACCCGCAUGACGGAUUAGCAGAGACCAUUUUCGGGUAAUUGAUCAAUGCACGAUAAUGAUAACAUGGAGGGCAAAGUGAAACGUUCGAUUGUGAGCAUCGUCCUCGUGACGUUGGUGCUCGUGCGUCGCACGGGCGUGCAGGGCGCGUCGCUUAACUGUGAGCCCGGCUGCCGGUGCACCGGCAUCGAGAUCGAUUGCUCCAAUUCAGAUCUGGACGUGGUGCCCGAUCUAAAGAAUAUCCAAGGCGCCAACAUCGUCGACCUCUCCAACAAUCGCAUCGAAGAGCUGGAAGACGAGCUGCCCUGGAUGGGGAUAGAGCAACUGCAGUUCCUCUACUUCAACACCAACAGCAUCUAUUUGGUCAGUGAUUUAGCAUUUGACAGACUGGUCAAUCUAGAAUACCUGGACUUAUCCAGUAAUUACAUGGAGCUGCUUCCGGAUACGCUCUUCAGCUCCAAUCCGCGUUUACACACGCUAAUUCUUCAAGGGAAUUUGUUCCAAUCGAACACUCCGAGGAUACACUCCAGUUCCAUUCGACAUCUGGAUCUAUCCUUUUGUAAGCUCUCCACGUUUACGGUGGAAAAUAUCAAAAACCUGCCGAGUUUAACUACGUUAAACCUGCAAGUGAAUAAUCUGGUGUAUCUACAACCAGAGGUUUUCAAUCAACAUCCGGGAAUAUCCCUAAGCUUGAGCUAUAAUUACUGGGCUUGUAAUUGCAGCACCGUGGAGUUGUAUAAAUGGGCGCUUGAUAAUCAACCCCGAGUGAUUAUUGAUGAGAAAUGCAAUAAUAAGAACAAUAUUCACGUGAAUUUGUUCAACCGCACGCGGGAGUUCCUCUAUAAGGAAAAGUGCGAUAUUGAUGAAGAUACUUUUGGCACAAAGCCGAUGAAGAAUCUGAGUCUGACCAGAUCGCCAACCAAUACGACGAAUAGCUCCGUUUUUCUAAACGAUUCGGAUGACGAUGAGAGUUCAUCGUCUGAAGAUGACGAGUGGCUAAUCGACGCGUGGAUCAUCUUUGUUAUAAUCGCUUUGGUUAUUAUUUUAGUGGCAGUUGCCCUCGGUGUGGUGCUGGGUGUGUUCGUGGGACGCUUAUUGCAGACGCGCGAUUAUAGAAACUAUCGGAGGAGCAGUUCGCCGACGUUCGUCUGAGGUGUAGACUCUAUUGUAGAAUAGUCGCUUGCGAAACAAAUUUACCGCAAUAUUUGCAGUGCAAAUAGCGUUAUGAAAGCUUUUUGUAAUUACUGUUAAUUAUAUGUGACAUGUGCAUUCGGUGUGCGUGCUCCACGGUAGGCUCCUUUAGGAUGGUCGUGUGUGUAAAUAUACUUUUUACUUUUAGAGUUAAUUUUUUUAGAAAUAAAAGAUUACGUAAAUGCGCACAAAAGUGAUUAAUAAUGGUUUGGAGACGUUUUAGUUACUCGAUAAGUGAUUCUCAAUUUGAAAUUUUAGAAUAAAACUUUUACCAAGGCGCAAUUGAGUUUGUGUCAAAGAAAAGCGAUAUUUAAAUUAUGUCAACCACACAAUUGAUUUUAAAGUUUUUGCAUGUUUGAUGGUUUUUACAUCAAACUAGACUAUAAAUGUGAAUCAUUUUAUUGUUAAUUUUAUUGAUUAAUUAAGUUUCAAUGUUUUGUGUUUAUUUCUUAUACGUUAAUUGUUAUUGUUUUGUAUUAAAAUAUAAUGAAAAGCAAAUCUGUAA
This is a messenger RNA of Dalotia coriaria, 1876 nucleotides long. Its product is annotated as slit homolog 3 protein-like. NCBI's taxonomy places the organism in Eukaryota, Metazoa, Arthropoda, Insecta, Coleoptera, Staphylinidae. Bases 229 to 1332 code for a protein of 367 amino acids. Gene Ontology annotation, molecular function: protein binding. The transcript is spliced from 2 exons. The record is from RefSeq and is a predicted model, not a curated record.